Messenger RNA from Puccinia graminis f. sp. tritici CRL 75-36-700-3, 1380 nucleotides. RefSeq lists its product as uncharacterized. Gene Ontology annotation, molecular function: polynucleotide 5'-hydroxyl-kinase activity. Bases 1 to 1380 code for a protein of 459 amino acids. Gene Ontology annotation, biological process: tRNA splicing, via endonucleolytic cleavage and ligation. NCBI's taxonomy places the organism in Eukaryota, Fungi, Basidiomycota, Pucciniomycetes, Pucciniales, Pucciniaceae. Gene Ontology annotation, cellular component: mRNA cleavage factor complex; nucleus. The record is from RefSeq and is a predicted model, not a curated record. The transcript has 7 exons.
AUGACGCAAUCAUCAUCCUGUCGACCAUUCAGCUUACCAGCCCUACACGAAUAUCGAUUCGAGCUCGAUCCAGGAGAGUCGAUCACCAUCAAAUUAGUCUCUGGCACAGCUGAAAUAUCCGGGUUUGAGUUGACUAGCGGUCAAGAGUAUACCUUUGGCGAUGAGAUCCGGUCUGCAAUCUUUAGCUGGCAUGGGGCUGAUCUUGAGAUAAGUCGAAAAGCCUCGACGGAAUACGUUGCCGAGGAAUCGACCGUACCUGCGUACAUGGCCCUUCAUCUUGCAUUGGAACGCGCCAGGCUAGGCUCAGUAGCACCAAAGCAUUUUGUUCCCCACGUCGAACCACCGCCGAGGCUUCAAGUUUCAUCAGACGCGCAGGAACCAGAUGAGGAAAAACAUGGCCCUCACGUCAUGGUCAUCGGCUCACUUGCUAGUGGGAAAUCUACUUUGAUCAAAACUCUGGCUAACUGGGCUGUCAAAAGCGGCCGAACAAAAGUCGAAGGUCCUGGAUUGCUCCUCGUUAAUUUGAAUCCAAAUGAUGGCGGAUGGACAGUUCCAGGAACCUUCUCAGUCGCGCCACUUAACGUCUCGAUUCCCACGACCACGCCGGUUCUGCCGUUCGGAUCAACGCCGACGACAGGUCCAGCACCUUCGACGCCGAACCCGGCACUCUUCGCGCCCUCUCUCAACGCACUCUCUUUCUUUUAUGGACAUACCCAAUUUAGUCGGAAUACCGGCUUGGCUGAAGUACUGAUCAAGAGGGUCGGGAGUGCUCUAGAAACAAGGAUUGAAAAGAGUGGCGAGACCGCUCUUUGGAGAGGUGGGCUUUUGAUCGAUACCCCGGCUGAAUUUAGCGAGAAAGCCAAGGGUGGAUUGGUCAAAUCGGUGGUACGAGCUCUAGGUGUUAAUAUACUGGUGGUAAUAGGGAAUGAGAAACUUCAUUUGGAAAUCAGUAAGCUAAUGUCGAUCAACAAAACCGUUCAAGUGGUCCGAGUACCGAAGAAUGGAGGGGCGACUGAUCUAGAUAUCACUUAUCGAAGACGGUUGGAGUCCAACCAAAUCCGUUCUUACUUCUAUGGAGGCCCGGCUUUAUCUCAGGGACAACUGUCGCCAUUCACAAUUGUCGUGAAGUUUGAGGACUUGACAAUCUAUCGAAUUGGCGAUGAGGCUAUCGUCCCUUCAUCAGCCCUACCGAUCGGUGCUACCCGAUCGGUGAAACCGACCACGCUGACGAAGGUCGACCCAGAGAAUGGUCGAUCGAUGUCGAAUAUCUUGAAUCUGGUGCUCUCAAUCCCUCAGGCUGAAUGGGAUGGGCUUGAUCCGGAAUCUGAUGCGGCGUUUGAAGCGUGUAGUGGACCUUCACUGGGAUUUAUUCACCUGUGA